AUGCUCCCAAAAGAUUCUCAGGCUGAAGAUAAGCUUAAAGGUAAAAAAUGGCGAUUGAAUCAUGUAAGAUGUGGAAAUGCUUUAGCAAAUAUAGCAGCCGUAGUAGUCCUAAAUAAUGCUAACAUAACGGUCACCAUGAUUAAUGCGCCUGAUGGUACUCUACUACCAGGAUUGCCGACUGGAGUUACUAGCGCUACAGUUAUUCCAGCACAUAAUAUUCACGUAGAUGAAGAUUGGUCUCUUGCUGGUGGGUGUCCUAUCGAUGCUGAUACAGCAACCAAUGCCCUGAAUGGAGCUUUAAAUAACAAUAAUUAUAUAGUCCUUCCUGAUAUCAAUAUUAGUCAGAUCAUCUAUUGGUUUAAAAGGAAUUAUCCUACAGUUGUUCGAGAGCAACAGAAAUUGAUUUUUGGUACUUUGACUCAAGCUCAAAUAUCUGAUCGUGAAAAGAGAAUACAAUUUAUUCGUAGCUUAUCACCUGAAAACAAGGUAGAUUUGAAACGAUUGGGCUUAAACAGACCUUUGAAUGAUGAAUUGAUUGAAACUUUAGAAGAGAUUGAAACGGAAAGGAAUAAUUUGUUUUUAGAUGAAGAUAUUUAUAACCAACCGGCCACCAAGACAAAACCAAAAACAUCUUCUCAUCAGGGUAUUACUAUAGAAGAUGUUGAUAGGAUUACUAUAUCCUGGAGGAAUAAAACUCUGGAUAAUAGUAAAAAAUUAGUCAGAAAGAAAGCAGAAGAUCUUGCUAUUAGAUGUUUUUUGAGUAAUCUAUUAAGGACAAAAUCAAAUAAGCAACCUGAAGAUGAAUAUAAUUAUGACCCUGUGGAUGAUAUUACUGACAGUAUAGCUAGCAUGACACUAAAUAAAGCCACAAUAAUACUAUCAAAUCCGCUGUUAGGAGUGCUGUUAAGAAAUGUACCAAGUGUGCUGAGAGAAAUACCACUAGAGGAGACUAUUCGUAAAGUUCUUCAUAGUGAGCUUAAACUAAUUUUCCCCACAUUUUUUCCAAGAUUCUGGUCUCAUUGUGUCCAAACAGAUAGUGGUGGAGAAGAUAGUAUCUCAAAAUGA
This is a messenger RNA of Funneliformis mosseae, 1065 nucleotides long. Lineage: Eukaryota; Fungi; Glomeromycota; Glomeromycetes; Glomerales; Glomeraceae. The record is from the annotation of a GenBank genome assembly.